AUGGCAAGACAAGUUAUAUUUUUUAUUUGUGUCGUCUUGGCGAUAGCGGGGCUCGUUCACGCUAGCGAUCCCGACAUACUCUUCGACUACAUUGUUCCACCUAACGUGACCGUAUUAGACAGGAAUUUCUUCACUUACACCAAAAUUCAAGGGUUUUUCGUCGGGUCAAAUUUAACCGACCCUAAAUCUAUGCUAGCCAGCAUGGCCGAAUUCCCGGCUUUAAACGGUCAAAGUGUUUCUCUUUCCUUUUUACGCUUAGGCCCGGGUGGUGUGAGUGCACCCCACACACGACCCCACGCAACGGGCCUGUUUUUCGUGUUGAGUGGUCGAUUUGGGGUCGGUUUUGUGGACUCGACUAACAAGCUUUACACUCAAACCCUAGAAACCGGAGAUAUGUUUAUUUUUCCAAAGGGGCUUGUUCAUUACCAGUAUAACCCUGAUGACAAGGAACCCGCGGUGGCUGUGGCUGCAUUCGGUAGUGCAAGUGCCUCUUCGGUUUCGAUCCCGGGAUCUUUGUUUGAUACAAAUAUUGAAGAUGUGGUUCUUGCUAAGUCUUUUAAAACAGAUGUAACUACAAUUCGGAAGCUCAAGGCUGGUCUUGGAAACAAAAUUUAAGCCGGAAGAUUUGCAUGGACCUACUUGCAUUCUUUACUUUGUUCAACUUCUAGAAAUUUAUAUUUUCAUGAUCAUUUGUCUUAAUUCAUUGGUUAUAGUUUGUUGUUGUAACAAAAGUCGACUGUUUGCAUAUUAAUACAAAUUUUAUUUUAUUAAA
Molecule: messenger RNA, 772 nt
Organism: Helianthus annuus (common sunflower)
Lineage: Eukaryota; Viridiplantae; Streptophyta; Magnoliopsida; Asterales; Asteraceae
Product: germin-like protein 9-3
Exons: 1
Coding region: 1-615 (204 amino acids)
Cellular component (GO): cell wall
Molecular function (GO): manganese ion binding
Source: RefSeq, a predicted model, not a curated record